Molecule: messenger RNA, 243 nt
Organism: Alternaria rosae
Lineage: Eukaryota; Fungi; Ascomycota; Dothideomycetes; Pleosporales; Pleosporaceae
Exons: 2
Coding region: 1-243 (80 amino acids)
Source: RefSeq, a predicted model, not a curated record
AUGUCGCAAGCCUACGAGCGCGAACAACAGAACAAUUCACGCCUCGAUGAACUCGCCUCGAAAGUAUCUGCUCUGCGGGGCGUAACGAUAGAUAUCUACGACAAUGCGCGCGAUCAACAUGUCAUCGACAGCACGUCCAACAAGAAGCACGCGCUUCACGGAAUUCCAGCCCAACAUGUCCCUACAAUACCCCCUCAUCUUUCCCAAUCGUGGUACCAACAGGACGACUCCGUCACAACCUAA